GAGCGGGGCAAGGGUGUUCGGUUUUGUGUGAGUAGAAAGUUGGCAACCCUAAUCGGAACCUUGGGGUAAACUCAUCCUUAAUGGGAAUUCAGAGAGAGUGUUAGGGUGAAGGGAAUGGUGGUUUGUUAAACAAAUUAGUAAUAUGGGAGUUGAUUUACAGUCUUCCUGUUUAUGGAGUCUUGAAAUAUGCAAUGGUGUGGUAGUUUGGGGUGGGUGGAUAGGGUCAUCUUAUUUAAAUUGGUUUAUACAGGAGUACAGCAGUUUAUAUCUGUUUAUUCAACACUUUUUGAGAUGGAAGGUACUGUGUAGAGUAGAGAAAAAGCCUCUGAUUAUGGCAUCAUCUGGAAGAAAGCAUUCAGGGAAAGCUGGUAAACCAAUACAGGAAGAUCAAGCCUUAUGUGCCUAUAACUUUCAGGAAGAGGAAAAGAAAAACUUGAGUGGAUCAGAAGAAGAUAUUAGGGAAGGUGCAGUAUAUCCCAUGAAAUCAUUUUCAUCAAGUUUGAUUAAGAGAGAGUGUUUGUGUGACACUCCAGUAAUUGAAAAACAUGGGAAAAAAAGACCUUCGGUGACUCCUCAUGCAGUAGUUGAAGAAGAUGUGGGGGGUGAAGUACAGACUAUGUUGGAACGAUUUGGAGCUGACAUUAACAAGGCUCUCUUGGCUAAGAGGAAAAGAUUAGAAAUGUAUACUAAGGCUUCUCUUAAAACCAGUAACCAGAAAAUUGAACAUGUUUGGAAAACACAGCAAGAACAGAGACAGAAGCUCAACCAGGAGUAUUCCCAGCAGUUCCUGACUUUAUUUCAACAAUGGGAUAUGGACAUGCAGAAAGGAGAGGAACAGGAAGAAAAACUCGCGAAUAUGUUUCGCCAGCAACAGAAGGUUUUUCAACAAGCAAGAAUAGUUCAGAGUCAGAGACUGAAAACAAUUAAACAGCUGUAUGAGCAGUUCUUAAAGAGUAUGGAAGAACUGGAGAAAAAUCAUGAAAACCUUCUAGCAGGUGCACAAAAUGAACUUCGCAAAGAAAUGGCUAUGUUGCAAAAGAAAAUCAUGAUGGACACUCAACAGCAAGAGAUGGCAACUGUUCGCAAGUCUCUUCAGUCCAUGUUAUUCUGAUGGCUCAGUGAAGAAACAACUUGCACCUAAGUAACAUGAUACAAUUAUAGCCAUUAGCCAUGGAAAAAUAAGUCUGUUCCUUUAAAAUUCCAAUUUAAGAGUUCCUAUUAAUCAAACUGUUACAUGUAUUGUUUCAAUAAUGUUACUAGUGAACUUAAUAAUCCUAUUUUUUCAUGUUCUUAAUGGAAGAGAUUGCAAACUGGAUUCUUUCCUCAGAAACUAUUAAUAUGUCUGCUCGAAUCCUCCUUAACCUCAUUGCAGUGAGAGUUGCUUUUCUAACACUAAGGCAGUAUUAUAAAAUGCAAGACUAUAGCAGUAUGGAGGUUAAUAGAUGUUUACCUCUUGGAAAAGGUGAAUAUGAAUCUGUGUACCAUAGCUGGCAUUAAUGCAAAAUGGAUCACAAAAUUCCACCAAUAAUGACAUCACAGGAUUAAAAGGACACAUUAAAAACUUGAUGCUCGUUAUGCAAAAAUGUACCUUUGCAACUUUAUAAUUGUGAACUAAAGAAACCUCCAAAAUAAUCCUAGGUUCUGUGUGUAUAUCUUGCAUAUUUAGCAGGAUAACAUACCAGAAAGUUUAGGAAUUAAAAGUAUGCUACACACAAAUUAUAUUUCUUUGGUACUUUAGGUUAUUAGACUACAUCUUGUGGUUUACUCUUUUUCUGUUCUAGGCACUGUAAUGGUUGAAGGUUUUUUUAAAGUAUCAUUAGUAGCCUUAUUAUAAGCUGUACGUUGUACUUUACUGCACUAACAAGGACAUACGUUUGCCAAGGCGGCAAGACUCGUUAGUCAUGGUAAACUAGCUGUUUUGGCUUUACAGCAUAGAGCACAUAAUUGGUUUAAAUGAGCCAAAAUAAACAACAAUUUACAACACAGUCUGCAGUGAUUAUUGAUAACACUACACAUCUAGAUACUAUCAGUUCCUGUGGACCAUUUUGGAAGUGAUAUUAAAGUAGAUGCCCAUCUCCAGAGCUGUAGUUGGAAGGGUAGUUCUUGCUGCUUUUUGAAAGAAUUAGCAGUUUAGUAAAGGAUUAAGUUUUUAAAGUAAAUUCUUUAUAUUUUGUAUAUCACAGUACAGUGAAUUCUGAUUUACUUUUUUACAGCCAGGUUGGAGUUUUCAUGCAUUUGUUUUACAGAAAACCACUGUAUACACAUUCAUUUCUUACAAUUUAGGAAAUCCCUGAAAUAUUUUCAAAUUUUGAUUUAAUACAAAAAAUAACAUUUGGUCAUUAGCUGCUUGACAUCACUAACAAAUAUAACUUGGAGGAACUAACACUCAGUUGUAAUGACAGUUUUAGCUUUGAUUCUAUAAAAACGUAUAGUAAUAUGCCCAUAAAGAAUGAUUUUUUUUGUCCAGUCUUUCCUAGAGUUGCUCUAAAAGUGCAGUUUUCCAAAGGGUUCCAAAACCAGACCAGAGAGAUUCUGUAUAAAAUAUUUGUUCAUUACUUAAUGUUUACAUUUUGGAAUUGGGUUCCCCCCGUUUUCUGACUGCUUCCUGGAUUCUGGAGCCUGUGUCAUAUUUUAGGGAGUUACUGUUGCACUAUUUUCUGGAUAGGGACAUCUAGGCCAGCUGUUCAUAUUGCCAGGGCAGUUUUUCAGUCCCUAUUUAAAACUGGGAUAGAGGAGGGGAACAGUCUUCUAGAGAGGGGAUUUGUGAUGGCCUAUGCAAUGGAAACAACUAAGCUACUGUGGAAGCAAGGAAAGAAUUACUGGAGAAAUAAUAAAGUAUUUAAUUUUGCUACACCCAAACAAAAAGCGAGAACUAAGUUUUUCUUCGACACUACUUAUCUGAGAUUGAAAUUUUGAGUUAGUAAGCACCAUUGCAGCCACACUUUUCCACAACAGUUAUUAGGACUCAGAGCAAUAAACACUCGUUCAGUGCUAAUUCACACAUGUUGGGAAGACAUGUUAAAGUGUGAGAGACUUUGGUGUCUACCAAGUCAUGGAACUCCACUUAUAUUAUCUCUAAGUUGUCAUUUAAGUAUAAUCAGAUAAUGCUGUAAGAUUUACUCAGUCUUUUCUGGUAUGAUAUAGUCAAACAAAUGUUUUUCAGUCCAAUAGAAAGAAUUGCCUACAACAUAAUUUUAUUACUGCACAACAUUAAUACCCACAGGCAUAACUAUACCCUACAUCACAACUUGUUUUGAGAGCACAACACAAGCUUCUUA
This is a messenger RNA of Mauremys mutica (yellowpond turtle), 3278 nucleotides long. It is a transcript of the gene SYCP3, whose product is annotated as synaptonemal complex protein 3. The coding region runs from base 143 to 1111 and encodes 322 amino acids. Gene Ontology annotation, cellular component: synaptonemal complex. The record is from RefSeq and is a predicted model, not a curated record. Gene Ontology annotation, biological process: meiotic cell cycle; spermatid development. Lineage: Eukaryota; Metazoa; Chordata; Testudines; Geoemydidae. The transcript is spliced from 9 exons.